This is a messenger RNA of Prosopis cineraria, 2798 nucleotides long. RefSeq names its product glutamate receptor 2.7-like. Gene Ontology annotation, molecular function: ligand-gated monoatomic ion channel activity; signaling receptor activity. Gene Ontology annotation, cellular component: plasma membrane. The coding region runs from base 90 to 2696 and encodes 868 amino acids. The record is from RefSeq and is a predicted model, not a curated record. Lineage: Eukaryota; Viridiplantae; Streptophyta; Magnoliopsida; Fabales; Fabaceae. The transcript has 5 exons.
AGGUAGAAGGACAAGUGAAAUUAUAAAAAGGUUCGAAAGGUUGCUGGAUAGAAGAGCAAUGAAGAGAGAGAAGCUGCAGCUUGAGAUCAAUGAUGGCAGACUUGCAGAGAAGCUCGAAGGCUCGUAUCUUAAGUCCGAGUCUUCUCUUACUGUUGUGUCUUAGCCUCACAACAAGACCUUCCAUGGCUGCUGCCACAGAUGAUCAGAAAGAAACACGAAUAUCAGUGAAAGUGGGCGUCAUUCUUGAUCUGACUUCAGCACUUGGUCUCUUGGCUAACAACAGCAUCACCCUCGCCGUCGAAGAUAUCUAUUCCGUUCAUAACGAUACAGCGACCAAGAUCGACCUUAUAGUCUGCAAUAUUUCUCAGAACGACGUCGUCAGUGCAGCAGAUCAAGCUCUUGAUCUAAUAGAGAAAGUGAAAGUGCAAGCCAUCUUGGGGCCCCAAAAUUCAGAGCAAGCAAGGUUUAUAGUGAAACUUGGUGAGAAACAUGAAGUGCCUGUUAUUUGGUUUCCCAUAACUGGGCCGUCUCUUUCACCACCUCCAUCCCCAUCCUCCAUCUACUCCGAUCACGGCCUUAAUUGCUUGCAGUUCCGAGCCAUAGCCGACGUUAUUAAAGCUCUUGGGUGGCAAUCGAUCGUCCCCAUUUAUGAAGAGACUGAAUAUGGCAGUCACCUUAUUCCAUGCCUCACCAACGUCUUCAAAGAAAUGGGCAUACGAAUGGCUAACGUCACUUCCAUUCGUCCAAUUACAUCAGAUUUAGAUGGAACAAUCAACAACACUCUUGACGACUUAAAAAGCAUGCGAUCGCGUAUAUAUCUUGUCCAUAUGAACAUGGAUCUUGGGACAACAUUUAUUAGGUCUGCACAAAUAAAAGACAUGAUGGGUGAAGGAUAUGCUUGGAUACUUACCCAAGAGCUAUCUUCUUUGACAGAUCCUAAAGUUAAUAUUCAGAGAAAAUUGUAUCAUGACCUAUCUUGGCAAAAUUAUACGUAUUUUACGGAUCCAGUUCGUUUGAAGCGCUUCAUGCAAGGUGCAUUAGGAGUGAGGCCAAUGGAUUCCAACAAAACAGAUUUUCGUAGGCAGAGGGAGGGGAAUUUCAGUGACAGGUUCAAAAGAACCCUAACUAUCUAUGGGUGGUGGGCUUAUCACACAAUCGAAGCAUUGGCUAAGGCAGUAGAGAAGACAGGCCCAGGCAAAGGCUCAAUACUUCGUAAAGAAAUUCUGGCUACUAACUUCACAGGCUUGUCAGGGGUAAAUUUUAGUUUUAGCACUAAAGGACAGCUGGAUCAAUCGGUGCUUGAAGUAUACAACGUGAUUGGAGACAGAGAAAGGAUCAUCGGAGCUUGGAGCCCUGAAACGGGCCUUGUUCAGAAUUACAGUAAAGUUGGUGAUGAUGAGACAUCAGGUGAAUACAAACUAUUGGAUCCACUGUGGCCGGGUGACACGAUGGAUAAACCACCCAAGUUGAGAAUUGGGGUCCCAAGAACAAAUUCUUUUCCUGAAUUAGUGAAUGUAGAUAAUUCAAGUAAUAAGACCAAGUUUGAUGGCUUUGCUAUUAAUGUGUUCUUAAAAGCGGUCGAUAUUUUGCCAUUUCCGUUAAAGAAUUACGAGUUUGUUCCCCUGCCGAUCGACGAAAGCAGCAAUACUACAAUGCCCUACUACGAUUAUAUUCUCUGCAGCGAAACGGAAGACAAGGAGCUUGAUGCCAUAAUUGGAGACGUCACAAUUGUAGCAAAUCGCACAAGGUGUGUUGAUUUCACGUUGCCGUACUUAGAUUCAAGUGUAGUAAUGGUGGUAAGGGUGAACAAUGCCACCACAGGUAGGGGGAUCCUCUUCAAACCUUUCCAUUGGUCAUUGUGGUUAAUCCUUGGUGGGAUUUUUGUGGGUGCAACGAUUAUGAUAAUUAUGUUAGAUGGAAACAAAACCGAGGAAUUUCGCUUCAACCCCUUUCUUGUUUACAAAAUGGAUACUAUGGAGAGUUUUGCAAGCAACACUGCAGGGUGGUUGGUGGUACUGACGACAUUUCUGUUCAUCCUAGUAUUGCAAGUUUACACUGCGAACCUAACUUCAAUUUUAACAGAAGGAAAAGAGAGAGUGCCUUCAUUCAAGGACGAGAACGAGAUUAAGAGUAGCAAUCUGAUGGUGGGAUAUCAGAGAGGGUCGUGGGUGAGAGGGCUUCUGAUUGAACAAGUAGGAUUCAACGAGUCUCAGUUGAAGGAUUUAGGAGGUCGCGAAGAGUAUGAUAAAGCAUUGUCAGAUGGAACCCGAAAGGGAGGAGUGGAUGCUAUUUUUGAUGAAACUCCUUAUCUCACAAUCUUCCUCUCCCGUUACAAAUCUCGCUUUAUGAUGACAGGACCAAUCUACAAAACUGGUGGAUUUGCCUUUGCAUUUCCAAAGAAGUUAGGCUUGGUGUUACAUUUUUCGAAUGCAAUCUUAAAUGUGACACAAGAUGUGGAGCCAUUUCGUGUGCUGGUGGCCAAGAGCUCCUUACCCACCUCUAUUGAAGAUUUGGAAUUCGAAGAUCAAAAUGAAAUCGAGACGUCAAGUUUGAGUAUAACCAACUUUGGAGGGCUUUAUCCUGUCCUCUUAUCUGUUGCAGCUCUUUUAUUAGGCCUUUCCAUUUUGAAUCCAAGAGUGAUUGAAUGGUUGCGCAAGAAGAUGGUUUCAAUUUUAUGUUCGAUCAGAAAGGCUUAAUUAGACACUACGUACUAAGGCUUGAUUAGACUUGAACUUGCUAAUUACAUUACAUGUGUAUGUAAGGCUAUUCCCUAUCCUAUCUACUAUUAUAUUAUAUAA